UAAAAAAAGUUUUAUCCAAGGAAGAGAGUGCAUGAGUGGUACCUUCACUAUCUACAAUCUAAAAUGGUGAAUUCUAAGUGGUCUCAAAUUUUGUUCAAAGACAUCAUAACAUUGGCAGCCCUUUUCCUAUGCAACAUCAUAUUAGCCUUUACAACUGACCACCAACAAGAGCAAGACAGGAUUGGAACAGCACUCCCAGGUCAAAACUUCAACAUCAACUUUGAACACUAUUCUGGUUAUAUUACAGUUAACAAGGAUGUUGGUAGGACACUAUUUUACUGGUUCAUUGAAGCAGAUCAUAUAGAUCCUACUUCAAAACCUCUUCUUUUAUGGUUCAAUGGUGGUCCUGGUUGUUCAUCUAUUGCUUAUGGUGAGGCUGAGGAAAUUGGUCCUUUUCAUAUUAAUUCAGAUGGCAAUACCCUUCAUCUUAAUCCUUAUUCAUGGAAUCAAGUUGCCAACAUUCUUCUUAUUGAUUCUCCUGUUGGAGUUGGAUUUUCAUAUUCAAAUGCUUCUUCUGAUAUUCUCAACAAUGGAGAUAAGAGGACAACUGAGGACUCUCUCAUAUUUCUCUUGAAGUGGUUUGAGCGUUUUCCUCGGUAUAAAGAAACAGACUUUUUCAUUAGUGGUGAGAGCUAUGCAGGACAUUAUGUUCCCCAACUUAGCCAAGUUAUUGUCAAGCACAACUCAGCUACAAAACAAAAUUCUAUAAAUCUCAAAGGUUACAUGGUAGGAAAUGCUCUAACAGAUGAUUUCCAUGAUCAAUUGGGAAUGUUCCAGUUUAUGUGGACAAAUGGUAUGAUUUCAGAUCAAACAUUCAAGCUCUUGAACCUGCGAUGUGAUUUUCAGUCGGUCAAACACCCGUCAGAGUCAUGUGAAAAAAUCUGGGAAAUUGCUGAAAAGGAACUUGGUAAUAUAGAUCCAUACAGUAUCUUUGCCACUCCUUGCCAUGCUAAUGAUAAUCAGAUGGUUAAAGGAAAGCAUCGUGUUGGAAAUCUCAGAACUGUAUAUGAUCCUUGCACCUCCAAGCACAGCACUACAUACUUCAAUCUACCAGAGGUCCAAAGGAUUCUACAUGUUCAUCCAGAUCAUAGGCCUGCUAAAUGGCAGACCUGCAGUGUUGUGGUAGCUAUUAACUGGAAGGAUUCUCCUAGAACAGUGCUCAAUAUAUACCGAGAACUUAUUCCUACCGGACUGCGAAUAUGGAUGUUCAGUGGUAAUACAGAUGCUGUACUCCCGGUAACAUCUACUCGCUAUUCCAUAGAUGCUCUCAAGCUUCCAACUGUGAGCCCCUGGCGUGCAUGGUAUGAUGAUGGGGAGGUAGCAGGGUGGACUCAAGAAUAUGCCGGACUCACGUUUGUAAAUGUAAGGGGUGCAGGGCACGAAGUUCCUCUGCAUAGACCAAAACUUGCUCUAGCAUUGUUCAAAUCCUUCUUGGCAGGAACCUCGAUGCAAACGCUUGAACCACCUACCCUCAGAACCGCCUCUUGAUAUGAUUCAUUCAAGUUUAGGGUUGUUACAUUGCAGUUUGUGUUUGGUUUCCAUGGAAUAUUCUUGAAUAAUAUUUUUGUAGCAAUGCUAUGGAGCACAAUUUAGGGAUAUCCACGAGCGCGAUAUGUCUAGUUUUUAAGAAACACGAAGUGGUCAUCAUGUAGUAUAAAAUAGUCAAUCAAAAUGUUUUAGUUAA
Medicago truncatula (barrel medic) is the source of this 1684-nucleotide messenger RNA. RefSeq names its product serine carboxypeptidase II-2. Gene Ontology annotation, cellular component: vacuole. Gene Ontology annotation, molecular function: serine-type carboxypeptidase activity. Gene Ontology annotation, biological process: proteolysis. Lineage: Eukaryota; Viridiplantae; Streptophyta; Magnoliopsida; Fabales; Fabaceae. The transcript has 8 exons. The coding region runs from base 64 to 1488 and encodes 474 amino acids. The record is from RefSeq and is a predicted model, not a curated record.